CCUGCGUGAUAUAAACCAGCGAAGCAGCCAUUGUGGCCUCUUGUCACUCGAGGCACGAUCUGCUCAAGACCCACUCAAGACAGCCAAGAUGAAAGUCAAGGACAUGACCUUUAAGGAGGGGCAGGAGUUCAAGAUUCGUGUCAAGCCCAAAGAUGACUGCAGCAGAUUCUCCAUCAAUAUUGGGCACGACCCGGAAAACAUCGCGCUGCACUUCAACCCCCGCUUUGACGACGACGUCAUCGUCUGCAACUCAAUGUCGGGAGGCUCCUGGGGCGACGAGCAACGAGACGGAAACAUCAGCUUCGUCCGUGGCGAGGAGAGCAAGAUGUACAUCAACUUCAACUACGAGGAGUUCUUUAUCAAGUUGCCCGAUGGCUCCAUUAUGAGCUUCCCCAACCGUCUGGGAGACGUCAAGUACAAAUAUUUUGAGGUCAUGGGGGAGGCCAGGGUCAUCGGCAUGAAGAUCAAGUAGAGCUCCUUCUUGUUCACGGGUUGGCCGCUUUGACGUUGACAAACUUGGACGUGACUCCUCAACAUUCAUCAUGGUGCUCUUGAAAAGAGUGGGAGGACCUUGUAUGAUGAGUAAAUGCCUCGAGAGUGAGCCAUACCACACCCUUGCUCAAUGCUCAAUGGAUUUGCAAAUAAAUAUACGCUAAAAAUUGAAAAUGUCAUGAUUUUAUUUUCGCUAGCACUAGAUUAUGCAACAUUAAUAGUAACCUACUUAUUUCAAUUAAAAAGGACCCUUGCAGAAGCAGUAAAAAGGUGGAAAGUUUUUUGCAUGCUUUGAAUGGGGGAAACAAAUUCAAAUGGGUUUACUGUAAUUCGUCACGCAUGCAUUCCCAACAUUUAUGUCUUUAAAAUUAACAAAUUCACACUCAACUUAGAUACUUCCAGUUUUAAAAUUCUAUAUACUGUAGAUGUGAAUAGAUGUGAUAAAAGUC
Messenger RNA from Syngnathoides biaculeatus (alligator pipefish), 941 nucleotides. It is a transcript of the gene lgals2b, whose product is annotated as lectin, galactoside-binding, soluble, 2b. The transcript is spliced from 4 exons. Bases 89 to 472 code for a protein of 127 amino acids. Lineage: Eukaryota; Metazoa; Chordata; Actinopteri; Syngnathiformes; Syngnathidae. Gene Ontology annotation, molecular function: laminin binding; carbohydrate binding; galactoside binding. The record is from RefSeq and is a predicted model, not a curated record.